Molecule: messenger RNA, 3881 nt
Organism: Oncorhynchus masou masou (cherry salmon)
Lineage: Eukaryota; Metazoa; Chordata; Actinopteri; Salmoniformes; Salmonidae
Product: RNA polymerase II subunit A C-terminal domain phosphatase-like
Exons: 13
Coding region: 193-3336 (1047 amino acids)
Cellular component (GO): nucleus
Molecular function (GO): RNA polymerase II CTD heptapeptide repeat phosphatase activity
Source: RefSeq, a predicted model, not a curated record
CGGGCGGGAAGAGCGAAAGAAGCUAAACUAUCGGGUCUGUGCAUCGUUGUGUUUCAAACAUCAGCGGUACGUUGGUUUUUGUUUCUUAGCUCAGUUUCAAUAAUUUAUGAUAAACCGAAUUCCCCGCGACUCUGAUAUAUAUCUUUGCUUGACCUGUGCCUAGAGUUUAAAGGGAUUCGAAGCGCGAAACUGAUGGAGGAGCCCGCAGAUUCCGGCGGUGGCGGGGCAGCACAGGGCCCCAUGGCGCAAGUGGCGGAGAUCCGCUGCCCAAUAGCAGCGCGUCCAAUGCGGCUGCUGGAAUGGAAAGUCAAACCCGGUUCCCUCGUCAAUGUGGACUCGGUAUUGGCGUUAUGUGCUCCCAUCCCACCGGAGAAGGAGUACGGGUCCCAUCCGCCAGAACAGCCCAAUCGGCUGUCAGAGAAGAAGCUGAAAUCGGACCGAGCUGGAGUGGUGAAAGAGCUAUGCUGUCAACUUGGACAAGUCAUAUCGCCUGGUGUUGUGGUUGUAAAAGUAGAAGAAUGCAGCCAUCCCAUUGUGAUGAAGGGCCUGUGUGCUGAAUGUGGCCAGGACCUCACACAGAUGCAGACCAAUAAUGGGAGGCAGCAGGCUCUCAUCUCCACGGCAAAUGUUUCCAUGGUGCACAGUGUCCCUGAGUUGAUGGUCAGCUCUGAGCAAGCAGAGCAGCUGGGCAGAGAGGACCAGCAGAGACUCCACAGGAACAAGAAGCUGGUUCUGAUGGUUGAUCUGGACCAGACCCUGAUCCACACCACCGAGCAUCACUGCCAGCUCAUGUCCAACAAGGGAAUCUUCCAUUUCCAGCUGGGGCGGGGGGAGCCCAUGUUACACACGCGACUGCGUCCGCACUGCAAAGACUUCCUGGAGAAGAUCGCCAAGCUCUACGAGCUGCACGUCUUCACCUUCGGAAGCCGCCUCUAUGCACACACCAUCGCAGGCUUCCUGGACCCUGAGAUGAAGCUGUUUUCCCACAGGAUCCUGUCUAGAGACGAAUGCAUCGACCCCUUCUCCAAGACAGGGAACCUGAGGAAUCUGUUCCCAUGUGGGGACUCGAUGGUAUGUAUUAUAGAUGACCGGGAGGACGUGUGGAAGUUUGCUCCCAACCUGAUCACUGUGAAGAAAUACAUCUACUUCAAGGGGACAGGAGACAUCAAUGCCCCGGCCGGGUCUAAAGAGGCUCAGCAGGGAAGGAAAGCAGGCAGCCAGGCCAGCCGACCAGCAGAGGCCUCAGAACCAGCAGUAACGUCAGGGACAACAGGGCCUAAAACAGGGCCAUCUGGGGGGUCGUCUGCAUCAGAGGAGCAGAGUAAUGGUCUUAAGAAACAACGGGCCAAAGACUACAACAAUGGAGGGAGGGGGGGGUCAACAACACCCUCAGCCACUCAGGGUUCAGCAGCCAAUGAACGGACUCAACCGGACGGUGGCGAGGCUGUGGAGGAGGAGCGGGGUCAGGGCGAGGGAGCCGAGGCCAGCGCGGCAGCACAGGUGAGCGACAGGAUGAAUGUGAAAGAUGAGAUGAAAGCGGAGGGGAAUGGAGAGGGGAAGGAUGGCAGCAGGACAUUGGGCUCAGGGGAGGAAGCUCCCCUUCCGGGUGGGGUGAACUCAUCCUCCACUCCUCUUCCUCCAUCAUCCACUCCUCCAGACCUCCAUGAGCCCAACAGCAACCUGGACUUUGACCUGUCCAGCGACAGUGACGCUGACUCUCUUACGGGUAAACCCACCUCAUCAGACAACGAGAGGGACGGGGUGUCCAGCCAGACCAAGAAGUCCAAACAGGAAGGCGCGGAGCAGCCAGCAGUAGAGGAGCCGUCAGGUGGGGCUGGAGGAAGGGAGGGUGAGAACAGCUCCGCGGUAGUAGGGGAGACCUCAGAUGAGACAUCUGGGUCAGAGGUUGUCUUCCCUCCAGACCCGGAGCAGGAGAACGGGCGCUUAGAGAGGAGGGAGGCUGAGACAGAGUCCCAGAACAGUGAACAGUCAGGAGUCACCAUGGGGGAGGAGUCUCUGGACCCGAGCAUGGAGGAGGAGGAAGAGGAAGAGAAAGAGGAGGUGGACGUGGACAAGGAUGACCACCUCAUCUACCUAGAAGAGGUGCUGGAGCGUAUCCAUGGAGAGUACUACGCCCGCUACAGCGCCUUCCUCGGGAAGGAACGCCCAGAGAUGCCUGACAUCAGGAAGAUUGUCCCGGAGCUGAAGGCCCGGAGCCUGGAGGGCACCACCAUUGUGUUCUCUGGACUGUACCCCACCAAUUACCCCAUGGAGAGAACCAGGGAGAAUUACCACGCCAAGGCCCUGGGAGCAAAGAUAGGAAAGGGCCUCCUGCUCCGCUCUAAAGACCCUGGCAGAACCACACACCUCAUUGCUGCUAGAGCAGGUACAGAGAAGGUGCGUCAGGCCCAAGGCUGUAAACAUCUCCAUGUGGUGAAUCCUGACUGGCUGUGGGGAUGUCUGGAGCGCUGGGAGAGGGUGGAGGAAUCACUGUAUCCACUGAAGGAGGACUACACCAAGACCCAACGGAGCAACAGCCCAGUUACGUUCCCUGACCUCCAAGGGUCCUUCCAGAACCCCCGGUUCCCCCCCGCCCCCCUCCACCACCACCCUCCAGCUGCCCCUGAGGUGCGGACGUAUGACCCAGUCACGGGGAAGCUGAUUCGCCGUGGGACUCAGGCCUCCAGACCACCAUCUUACCUCCAGGCCUCCAUGUCUGCUGCCCAUGGCGACCAGACCUCGCUCAGGGGGGGUCAGAAGGACCAACAGGGGGAGACGGCGGGUCCCUCCAGUCGAGACGACGAGCAGCCUGGACCCUCCUGUCGGCGGAGGGAACGCCAGCCCAGCAUGUCAGAGACCAACCCCCUCUACACAUUCUGUAAAGAAGACCUGGACAGCAUGGACAAGGAGGUGGACGACAUGCUAGAUGAGGAGAGCGAUGAGGAGGGAGAUGGCCGGGGGAAGAAGACCAGGGAGAUGGAGGAGGAAGAGGAGAUGGAGGAGGAAGCAGAGGGGCAGCGUCCCCAGAGUAGUGGACAGAGCACUGAGGGAGAGAAGCAGCACCAUGAGCAGCAGCAGCACCACCACCACCACCACCACCAACCGGGUCUGGCCACCGUUAUAGAGGAGACGGAGAAGGCACAGAUGCCACCUAGUGACCAGGGCGAUAUGACGACGGGUAGCGUGCCAAGGGGACAGAAGCGCAAGCUUGAGGAGGAAGAGGGGGAGUCGGCGGACGAGUCCACCAAGGAUUCUAACGAGGAAGAGGAAGGAAGCAGCUCAGAGGCUGAUGAGAUGGCCGCUGCCCUGGAUGCGGAGCUUAACGACUUCAUGUGACAGCGAUGAAUUUGAUUGGACAAAUGAACUGGAUGUUUGAUUGGACGUUUGUGAACAAUGACUCACAGAACCCCCCCCCCGAGUUAUCCCAGCAGCUUUUCAGCUACGUGGUACCUGAGAAUCAUUCUGUCUCUGCGCUGUGUGCGUGCUUGUGUUUUAUCGAGGUGAAUGUGUUGUACAGAAUGAAGAGGUAGGUUAGUACGGUAGGAAAACAUUGGUGUGUAAAUAUAGUUGUAGAUCAUUUUUAGGGUUAAUAUAGAAACUUUCGACAAACACAUUUGUGGUGUUGUUUUAUUGUGAGAUAAAAAAUAGGAGGUUUUACUUGAGUUUGUUUUUCUAUUAAGACUUUUUUAUAUAAAUUCAACAAAUUAUUAACUUUAUUCAUUGGUCAUAUGAUGCCAAAGAGUUUGAACUAGGCCAAUCAGAGCCUGCAGCUAAACAUUUUACUCUUGACGUCACAUUCUGUGAUCCUAUUUCCUGUUGUUUUUUUUUUAGGGGUUGAUCAUUAAAACGUUGUUACCGGCAGAAAGACUAAGAUGCCUGAA